Guillardia theta CCMP2712 is the source of this 1491-nucleotide messenger RNA. RefSeq lists its product as hypothetical. The record is from RefSeq and is a predicted model, not a curated record. The transcript has 13 exons. The coding region runs from base 1 to 1491 and encodes 496 amino acids. NCBI's taxonomy places the organism in Eukaryota, Cryptophyceae, Pyrenomonadales, Geminigeraceae.
AUGAAGAGCACGAGCAACACCGUGCUCACAGAUGAAGAGAUCAUCACUGUGUACUCGCUGAGAUCAAAGGCGACGUCCUCCGGCAGUCUGACUCACCAGGCUGCUGCUGGUCGUAGCGCGGUCGUUGCAGAGAUGUUCAAAGUAUCUCCGAACCUGGUUCGAGACCUCUGGGCGCGGAAGGUGUACAGAGAGGUCACCCUCCCUUACUGGACGGAAAGGGAGAAAGUGCUGAGCGCAUGCGAGGAGCUGAGGUCUGGGCAGACGACGAGCCUGCUGGCCCUGCCUCCCAAUCUGACGAAAGGGAAAGCGAAGAAUGCUGACAAGCGAACGGCAACGGUGAAUACGAGCAUCGUCAUUGAAAAACAAAAUAGCUUCAAGGAUUCAUCUCCUAUCGAAAGGAAGGAAGCGGUCAGUCUCAACGAUCAGGAAACGAACAAGAGGAGACUGGUAGCGGACAACGCACAUGUCCCUGUGAAUCUGAUUGGAAAUGGAGCAAGUCAAGUUCCUUUUGAAGCAAGACCAAGGGGUUUGCGCGCCUCUCCGCAGGUAGAGUUUUUUCCAGCCCCCAGUCCGUUGGCAUCAGACUCCUUCCUCCCCGUCAAGAGGGGGCACGACGAUACUCAUCGCGCGAAAUUCCAGCCAAGGAGCUGCCCCGACGCGUCCUCCUACCUCCCUUCUGUUGAGAUCAACGACUCACCGGAAGAGGAGGGUGUCCAGCACAACUCGUACUUUGAGGACCUCAUUUUCUCCUCCAAGCCGCAGGAGGGAUGCAGCAACUUGUCUAGUGCGUACGAGGAGUUAUGCAGCGUGGAGAUCAGCGCGGAGGAGAUGGCAGGCAGCAGCAACGACGGGCGGGCAAACGUCGAACCUAACAACUCUCGCUUCGAUGGGUUCUGGAGUGGCGGUGCCAACGAAGCCCACCACCAUCAAACCCACGAGGGCACGAUUAAGGAUGCGGCAGCAACGAGGCCGGCACAAUCUGGCGGGAGCUACUACAACAAGGUCCCAUAUGCGCAUCAGGAUGGUUUCUUCGACUUUGACAGCAGCGUCGCUCGCUACGAUCAUGCAGAAUGUUGUUCUCCCGCCCUCAGCGACAGGCAGCAGUUCGACAUGUCAGAGUCAAUGAUGAGGAACGAGCCAUUGAAGCAGAACGGCUCUACUGCCAUGCCUGGCAGCUUCUACUGCAGCCCCGCCCCUCCUUCGUGCAAGGCGGAGCAGAGUACGCAGUUCUUUGACCAACGUGCAUGGACGGCCUACCCGCCAACGAAUGCCCCCUCCAUGUCGGGCUUGCAGGAGGAGCGAGGAGCUGCAUGGGAUCGCUCUGCCUCCUGCCCCUCUUACUCGGACAACGAGCUGUAUGCGCAAUCGUUGAACUCAGCUACUUCCAAGUAUCUAACUGGCAGCUGCAGAUGGAGCAGUCUGGGGGAGUGCGACUCACUGAAUCGGCGAUUCGAUACCGUUGCCGUUGAGCAGCUGCAGUCGUACAUCUGA